This is a messenger RNA of Lotus japonicus, 1066 nucleotides long. Its product is annotated as cyclin-U1-1. Gene Ontology annotation, molecular function: protein kinase binding. The transcript is spliced from 2 exons. NCBI's taxonomy places the organism in Eukaryota, Viridiplantae, Streptophyta, Magnoliopsida, Fabales, Fabaceae. The coding region runs from base 149 to 844 and encodes 231 amino acids. Gene Ontology annotation, biological process: regulation of cyclin-dependent protein serine/threonine kinase activity. The record is from RefSeq and is a predicted model, not a curated record.
CCUAUAACUUCGCCAAUGCAGAGCCACACAUAUCAACCCUCCAAACCAGAUAACAAAGCAAAGUUGAAGUUAGUCUUCACCACUCAAAUUGCAACCAUGAGCAUAUUCAAAUGCAACUCCCCCGAGUGAAACCACUAAGAUGACCUAAAUGUUAACAGUUGGCGAGUACAGCAACAAUGGCCGGCAGCUUCAGCAGCCGGAAACAAUUGAAACUGGGCCAACUGAACUGAACUUGCCUAGAGUGCUCUGGGUCCUGUCUUCCAUGCUAGAGAAACUGGUGGCUCGCAAUGAAAAUCUGCAGCAACUAGAUGGUGAUGGUGGCCCAGUGAGACUAGGGAAGAGCUUGAAUGCAUUUCAUGGCGUGAGAGCACCAAGCAUAAGCAUACCUAAGUACUUGGAGAGGAUUUACAAGUACACUAACUGCAGCCCAUCAUGUUUCGUGGUUGGAUAUGUGUAUAUAGACAGGCUGACACAUAGGCAUCCUGAUUCUCUUGUCAUAUCCUUGAAUGUGCAUAGGUUGCUUGUUACAAGUGUCAUGGUCGCUUCCAAGAUCCUGGAUGAUGAACAUUAUAACAAUGCGGUAUAUGCAAGAGUAGGAGGAGUGAGCAAUGUUGAACUGAACAAGCUUGAAUUGGAGUUACUAUUUCUGUUGGAUUUUAGAGUUACUGUAACCUCUCGGGCUUUUGAGAGCUACUGCUUUCACUUAGAAAAAGAGAUGCUUGUUAAUGGCACGGGCCUGAAGAUUGAAAGGGCAUUGACACCAAAGGCUAUUGAGAAUGAAAUAUCAGUUGGAGAUAACCAAAGCUCUUCCCCACCUCAAAUUGUGGAAAUUGGACUGACCUAAGUCAAUUUUGGGUCCCAUCAUACCCUCCUCCUUAGUCCUUACGUUCAUCUUCACGGGGUGACAAUAUUGGACAAGUUUCUUUCUUUUUUGUAUUUUAUGUCUAUGUCAAAGAUUUGUGAUGCCUUCCUGCAAACUAAGAUAAGUGAUUCAUACAAACUACAUCAAAGGCUUUAAUUGUAACAUUCAUUCCAGUUGCUAAAGAUAAUUGAUUCGCACCCAAAA